Messenger RNA from Danio rerio (zebrafish), 2599 nucleotides. NCBI's taxonomy places the organism in Eukaryota, Metazoa, Chordata, Actinopteri, Cypriniformes, Danionidae. The record is from RefSeq and is a predicted model, not a curated record.
UUAGCAGGCUCAUGAACGCGCACACACGUGCACAGUUUCAGUGCUGUUCUUCAGCACAAAACGGGAACCGACAGCGCUUCAGCAAUCCCGCCGUUCACUUCAGCGCGAAAAGACUGUCCUCUUCAUAAACACCAGACACACGUGCCACUUUAUAGGGUAAACAUUUUUUAGGGAUACGUCCUCAAACUCAAACAACAGCAUCAUACAAAGAUGCUGACAAAAAACAUUGAUGAAUAUCAUCGCACAAAAAGCUGAAGACGCAUGUUGUGUCAUGUUGUUUUCACCAGCAGAUCUACAACAACUCCCUCCCUUGAGAGGAGCAUGCACAACUUCAAGUUAGCUCAAACACGUGGAAAGCUUUAUCUCGACCACCACAUAACUGGCAUGCAUGGUGCGUUUCUGAUCAAAAGUGAGCAAGCGGUGACAAAAACAGGUGGAGUGUAUCACAAUUUAAUUUAGAAACGCAAUGGAUUCAAAAAUUUAAAUUAUUUGAAAAAGAAAGUAAAGCAAGCAUAUACUUUCUACAUUCCUACACAAGUGGAUAGUUUUAGAAGUGACCCUAAUAAAGAGGAUGAUGGCAUACAAAGGAUCAUCGGGGAAGGUUGUAAGAUACAAACUGACUCUGGCAACUGGACUUCUAGAGUGUUUGUGCUUCGCUGGGGUCGUGUUUGGUUGGGCGUCUCUUGUGUUUGUCCUCAAGACAGAUGGUUACUUCGGCGACCUGUGCAGCAACGCGACAGAUGCUGGUGGAGAAUUCAGCUCAGACUGCGGUCUGCAAGAUGAGCAUUUCUCAUUGGUCUUUACCGUGGCCUCCUUCAUGAACAACUUUCUCACUCUGCCCAAUGGUUUCCUCUAUGACCACUUUGGCACAAUGGCAACACGACUUUUGGCUAUAUUUCUUUAUACCACCGGCACAUUAAUUGUGGCAUUUUCCAAUAAAGCUCUAUCUGUGCUGCUUUUUCCUGCUCUGUCCUUCAUAGCUGUGGGCGGCAUUUUAUUUCUAAUGACAAAUAUGCAGGUGGGGAACCUUUUUGGUUCUCAUAGAUCAACUAUUAUCACAGUUUAUAAUGGGGCCUUUGACUCGUCAUCAGUUAUCUUUCUUAUCAUUAAAGUGCUUUAUGAGAAAGGUGUCUCUCUUCGCUCUUCAUUCCUCUUCCUCUCAGCCUGUAACCUCAUUCAUCUCAUCCGGACUCUCUUCCUUAUGCCAAAAUCACACAUUCCAUAUCCCAUCCCACAGGACUACCAGUAUGGGAUAAGCUGUGCUAAAUCAAAUAGCUACAAUGUUGAAGAGUAUGAGGCGAAGCGAGAGGCGAGUUCAGACAGAAGCAGAAGAGCAGAAGAAGAGCUGCUGGAGACGGACUCAAUAAAGCUAACCGACAACCCUGAGAAAGACAGUUUUAGGAGCUGUGUCCUGUCCUGGUUCUUCUUGUGGCACCUCGUAUGGCUGUCAGUCAUGCAGCUCCGCCAUUAUUUCUUCAUCGGUACUCUGAACCCAAUGCUGAAUAGACUGGCCAAUCAAAACCCUGUCACUGUGAGCGAGUACACCAAUGCGUUUGCUUUCACCCAGUUCUGUGGGGUCCUCUGCGCUCCCUGGAAUGGCCUGCUAAUGGACAGACACAAAAGAAAACCCCUAGAUCCAGAUGUAUCAGAACGGGAAGCAGACCUGCGCUCGUCCAUCCUUUCUCUGCUCCUCACUUCUCUGCAGUGUUUCUUGUUCUCCAUCUGUGCAAGCAUCCCGUUCCUCCCUCUCCAAUACCUCACAUUCAUCCUGCAGGUCCUUAACCGAUCUUUCCUUUACGGAGGGAAUGCUGCGUUCAUCAGCAUUGCGUUUCCUGCCAGACAUUUUGGGAAGCUGUACGGUCUGGUGAUGUCUUUAUCAGCUGUGGUGUCAUUGCUUCAGUAUCCCUGCUUCGCCCUCAACAAAGCUCUUGGAGGAGACCCACUCUAUGUGAACAUCUUAUUGACUAUCCUGACUCUACUGGCCUUCAUUCAUCCAGUCUACGUGUUUCUCCACUGCAGAGAACUGGCAAAACACAGAGAGAAUUCUAGGACUUUGGAAGCGUCAAUACAGGAAACAUCCAUGUAUUAAAUUAAACCACAGUACUUGAAUAUGCAAAUGAUUAUGCAAUUCUAUAUAGGCCUUAUAGCUUUGGUAGGUGACAAAGGGAAAAUAUUAAAGGGAAUGUUCACCCAAAAAUUUACUCACUGUUUAUUCUCAAUUGGACCCCUUAAGUGGAUCCUUCUUUUCUGUUGAACGCAAAAGAAUAUAUUUUGAAGAAUGUUGGAAACCUGUAACCAUUGACUUCCAUUGUAUGAAAAACAAACACUAUGGAAGUCAAUGGUUACCAGUGUAUCUUCUUUUGUGUUCAGGUUUUGUGAUGAGUGAAGGGUUAGUAAACGAAGAAAUUUUUUAUUUUUGGUGAGUGGACUACCCCUUUAAGAAUUGUAAUUAUUGUGUGUUUUUACCAUGAAAGUGUUUUUUAGAGAUGCAGUCAUAAACUCAAGAGUCAAUUGUAAUGAUUUUCAUUUAAUUUAAUACCUUGUUGAAUAUAUACAAUCUUUACGUGUACAGAAAUAACAAUAAAAAUAUUAAAGUCUU